Messenger RNA from Acipenser ruthenus (sterlet), 2246 nucleotides. RefSeq names its product forkhead box protein A2-like. The transcript is spliced from 2 exons. NCBI's taxonomy places the organism in Eukaryota, Metazoa, Chordata, Actinopteri, Acipenseriformes, Acipenseridae. The record is from RefSeq and is a predicted model, not a curated record. Gene Ontology annotation, molecular function: protein domain specific binding; RNA polymerase II cis-regulatory region sequence-specific DNA binding; DNA-binding transcription factor activity, RNA polymerase II-specific. Gene Ontology annotation, biological process: cell differentiation; anatomical structure morphogenesis; regulation of transcription by RNA polymerase II. The coding region runs from base 237 to 1388 and encodes 383 amino acids.
CUUGGAGACGAAAGAUAUAAACACGAAUUCUGGAGGCAGCAGAAGAGCUAAACAGAUCUGGUUUGCACUAGGAUUCUAUUUCAAAGACGGGACAGAAAAAAAAGAAGAGAAAAAAACAGUACAGCUUCGUUUCUUUUACCUUUUUUUUUCCUUUGGAUGUUUGCGUCUGCUUUCUGUUGAUCAAGUUGGGACUUUUCCGUUUAAACUCCAAAGCACAGACCAGCAAUAACUCCGCGAUGCUGAGUGGCGUCAAACUGGAAGCUAAUAAUGAGGACUGGACGACUUACUACCACGACAGCGAGCUCUACCCUGGCAUCAACAGCAUGGGUCCCAAUCUCACCCUCAACGGCUACCUGCCCAGCGCCAUGGCGGCAUGCAGCAGCAUGGGCGGGCAGUACAUGAGCAGCGGCCCCUCUGGCUGUGGCGUGGCAUCGCCAGGGCUGAUGGGCACAGGAGGGCUGGCCGGCGUGCCCACUCCUCUGGGGCAGAUGGGAGCCCCCCAGCCUGGGUACAGCGCCUCCGGGAACUCCCUGUACAGCCUGGAGGGGCCCCAGGACGGCAAGCCGCAAGGGUACCGCAGGAGCUACAGCCACGCCAAGCCGCCCUACUCCUACAUCUCCCUGAUCAGCAUGGCGAUCCAGCAGGCGCCGGGGAAGGUGAUGACCCUGAACGAGAUCUACCAGUGGAUCCGGGAUCUGUUCCCGUACUACCGGCAGAACCAGCAGCGCUGGCAGAACUCCAUCCGCCACUCCCUGUCCUUCAACGACUGCUUUGUGCGAGUGCCGCGCUCGCCCGAGGCCCCUGGCAAAGGCUCCUACUGGGCCCUGCACCCCGACUCGGGCAACAUGUUCGAGAACGGCUGCUACAUGCGCCGGCAGAAGCGAUUCCGCUGCCAGAAACAGGAGAGGAAAACCCCUGAGCCCUCCAGCGCACCUCCGAGAGAAGAAGGGAGAACCGCCGCCCACUCGCCAGGGUCCAGCCUGGACGCUUCCCCAGUCCAGUCCCCGGUCCCAGGCUUGGAGAAGGUGGAAUCCCCCCAAGCCAGUCCACCUCCCAGGGCUUCCCCAGCGCAGCACCUCCAGGAACCCCUCCACUUCCACCACCUCUCCCCAGCCCCCAGCCAGCUCCCCCCUCUGCCCUCUCAGGAUCCCCGGACUGACACACACCCCUUCUCCAUCACCCACCUCAUGUCGGCCGACCUCCAGCAUGCCGCCCCCCGGGUGGAUCUUCUCCCUUACGACGCUGGCAUGAUGUACCCGAGCUAUGGGGCCCCUGCUUCCACAUACAUGGGCAUGAACUCCUUCGGGGCCCGGGAAGUGGCCCCCAUGCCCGUGGACGGUUCUUACUACUCAAACAUGUACUCUGUGCCCAUUCUCAGUUCAUCUUGAUGCACACCCCCACUCCUGUUGCAAAAGGACUACUGUGCCAGGGGUAGGUAACCUUGGCACGUCCAGUCCAUUCCAUUCCAGGACUUUGUUCCAACCAGAUACUUCAUUAUUUAAUUGACCUCCAUUGGAAUGGAAUGGACUGGAAGGUCAAUUAAAUAAUGAAGGAUCUGGUUGGAAUGAAGUCCUGGAAUGGAAUGGAAUGGAAGGUCAAUUAAAUAAUGAAGGAUCUGGUUGGAAUGAAGUCCUGGAAUGGAAUAGAUUGGAAGGUCAAUUAAAUAAUGAAGGAUCUGGUUGGAAUGAAGUCCUGGAAUGGAAUGGAUUGGACGGGCCACAGUUGCCUAGCCUUGGUUUAGAUUGUGUAUAUAAUAGUUUAUUAAGACCAGUGUUUCUGUACUUUUGGAGAACCAUCAGAUUUUUAAUUCUUUUCUUAAAUCCCUAUUUGCUUUGCUACUGAAAAGAAGAUUGACUUUGUUUCUCAGCCUUCAAUAAAAAGGAGCGAGAAUGCUUUUGGAUGAGAGUAUUGAAACUAUAGGCUUUAGAUAACCUUUUCACAGAACUGGAUUGCUGAUAUUUGAGAACUUAAAAAAAGUUUGCCCGAGACCAAAGAAUGCUUUUCAAAGAUUUAGAUGUAAUUUUCCUUAAAAAAAAAAAAAUAAUAAUUUAAAAAAAAAAUCAAUUUUAUAAACAAACUACCAUUCAUUUGUCCCCAUGUCAGAACGUGUUUAAUCGAAUCCUAGUCUUUCCAUAUUUAUUAAUUUUUUUGAUGUUAAGUUUAUAUUAUUUAACUGUGUUUUAUGUCAAACAAUUUUUGUAAACCUUGGACUUAAAACAUUAAAAGGUUUAUUAUUUUUUACCGUC